This is a messenger RNA of Capsaspora owczarzaki ATCC 30864, 1455 nucleotides long. Its product is annotated as DNA N-glycosylase. Gene Ontology annotation, biological process: base-excision repair, AP site formation; nucleotide-excision repair; base-excision repair. The record is from RefSeq and is a predicted model, not a curated record. Gene Ontology annotation, cellular component: nucleus. NCBI's taxonomy places the organism in Eukaryota, Filasterea, Ministeriida, Capsasporidae. Gene Ontology annotation, molecular function: 8-oxo-7,8-dihydroguanine DNA N-glycosylase activity; damaged DNA binding. The transcript is spliced from 5 exons. The coding region runs from base 86 to 1411 and encodes 441 amino acids.
UGCUGCAAAUCAUUUCUAGUACUCUUUGAUUCUUUCUCUGAGAAACGGGGCUCAGUCUCAUUUUCACUGUUUGCUCUAAUUUCGCAUGAGCGUGCUUCGCUGGAGGUCGCUGGCCGCUCCACCCGCCGAGCUCCGCAUCGACGUGACACUGGCGUGUGGCCAGAGUUUCCGAUGGAAGAAGACUGGCGAUAAUGAAUGGUCGAGCGUGCUUGGCGGACGGCUCAUCUCGCUGCAGCAAACAGCGGACGAUGUUCUGUUCGCCGACCGAACCGUGUCGGAGCCGGCCAGUGCUGCAGCAACAAGCAUGAGCAUGGACUCGCAUGAUAAUGGAGCAACCGAUGCUGCUGGUGCUGCUGCUGCUGGUGCUUCGUCCGCCACCAAGGCCUCGGUACUGCUCCAGUCAUCGAUUGCUCCGACGAUGACCAACUCCACUGAUGUCAAACCAAUGCUCGAUGAUACUCUUGGAGACAUGCUGCGCCGUUAUUUCUGGCUGGAUGUCAAGUUGGAGCCGCUUUAUGCAUCCUGGGCAGCGAGCGAUCCGCGCUUCAAGUACAUUUCGCAGCGAUUGCCAGGCGUGCGAAUACUGCGACAAGAUCCAACGGAAAACCUCUUCUCAUUCAUCUGCUCGUCCAACAACAACAUCUCGAGGAUUACCUUGAUGAUCGAUCGAAUGUGCCAGCAGUAUGGUGUGAAACGGGGCGAUAUCGAUGGCCAGAGCUUUUUCGACUUUCCGGAAGUGUCGGCACUCGCGCAGGACGGCGUCGAAGAGCGAUUGCGCGAGCUCGGCUUUGGGUACCGCGCCAAGUUUAUUGAACAGGCUGCAAAGCAAGUUCUAAAGUUGGGUGGCUCAGAGUGGCUCCUGCAACAGCGCGCUCUGCCCUAUGUCACGGCUCGGACCAACCUCGUUCAGCUGCAAGGAGUUGGUCCGAAAGUCGCCGAUUGCAUUUGCCUCAUGUCCAUGGACAAGCACGACGCAAUACCUGUGGAUGUGCACGUCCGGCGCCUGGCAGAGCGAGACUACAAGCUGAAAUUGGCGGUGGGCGAGUCGAAAACCAUGACGGCCGCCGCGCACGACCAAGUUGGCAAUUUCUUCCGCAAACUUUGGGGCGAAUAUGCCGGCUGGGCGCAUUCGGUCAUGUUCUCUGGGGAACUCAAGCGUUUUGAAGACCGCGUCGCUGGCGAACCCUCAGCUUCGGCUGAAACUGACACGAAACCUCGAAAGGCGAACAACAGCCGCAAGGUGGAAGAAGGAGUGACUGUUAAGCUCGAGUCCAAGCCCGACAUUCUCAAUGCCCCGUUGCCCCGCUCGAAGCGAGCUGCUGACAAGGAGAUGGCCGAGAGCGCUUCGCAAUCAGCACCUCCACCUGUGCGGCAUGCGGCGAAAAAGGCUCGAAUGCAAAUGAAAAAAUGAUGCCCCUAUCGAUGUCCUUCAAAAUACAAUUGUUCAAAACAAAA